AGCGGACAGGCUGAUUUCACAAAAGCGAAAGUGAAGAAUGAUUUGGGACACCGAAUAGCGAAGAAAGUGAAAUAGCUAAGCGUUCAGCAGAAGGAUUAAAAGUAAACUGGCGCUCUGGUCCUAAAGUCAUGGAUCCACCGCCGACCAGCACCUUAUCCACCCCAAGACUCAGCCUCUCAUCUCUGAGGACGGGCCCUGCCUCUACAAGCUCAUCUACUACCACAUCCACUCCAUCCUCAGACCGGCCUAAGCCUAAACUCUCCAUGCCAACAGCUCCAACUACACCGUCACCUUCUCCCUCCCCCGCCUCCUCUCAGGCUUCUCCUGGUCUUUCUUCCCGUUCCUCCUCCCUCUCCACACCGCUUGCCUCCCCUCUUCGCAUGCCCAUCAGAAGCCCCUCUCAGGUGGGCAGAUCUCAGCUCAAUGCAGCCUCUACGGCAAAUCACCCAUCUGGAGCCCAUGCCACACCUCUACAGCCUCCUCCCACACCUGAACCAGAUGAGCCAGAGGAGGAGGUCAGUUUUGAGGAUCUGGAGUCCAGAGCAAAGUCAGGAGAUGCUAAAGCACAGACCAAGAUGGGACGUUACUUCCUGGCGCUGGCAGAAGAAAAGGACGAGGAGCUGAACAACUGUACAGCCGUCACGUGGCUGAUCCAGGCUGCUAAACAGGGCCGUAAGGACGCCGUCAAGCUGUUGCAGCAAUGCUUAGGCUCCAGAAAAGGCAUCACUCUGGAGAACUUUGAAGAGGUGAAGAAGUUGUGUACAGAAACACGUUUUGAGAGAGGAGUUCGGAAAGCCGCUCUGCUCAUGUACUGGAAGUUGAACCCAGAGAGGAAGAAAUCAGUGGCUGUUUCUGAGAUGCUAGAGAACGUUGAACAUGUCCACACAGAGCCAGGCAAACCAGUCUCCCCGGGUCCACUUAACAGCUCCGCCAAGAAACAAAGGAGAGUCCUGGAGACGAUGGUCACCAGCGAGUCCAGUUCUCAUGUCGGUCUGGAUGACUUUGUUGAGAUGACGAAGAAGUACGCUCAGGGUAUUGCGCCGUCAACAGUCAUGGCUGCUGCAGGAGGCACUGACGAUGACGAUGAUGAUGACGUAGUUGUGAAAAAUCCAGAUGAACUGCCCCUGCACCAAAAGCUGCUGAAGUUCCCCCUGUACGCUCUGCUGGAGAUCAAGGAGCACCUCAUCGACUGGGCAUCACGAGCUGGCAUGCAGUGGCUCAGUACCCUGAUCCCCACCCACCAUGUCAACGCACUCAUCUUCUUCUUCAUCAUCUCCAACCUCACCAUUGACUUCUUCAUCUUCCUCAUCCCCUUGCUGAUUUUCUACCUCUCAUUCUUUUCUAUGGUCAUCUGCACACUGCGUGUUUUCCAGAAUUCAAAAGCGUGGGAAAAUUUCAGGGCUCUGACAGACUUGCUUACUCACUUUGAACCUGGUCUUGAUCUGGAGCAGGCUGAGACCAACUUUGGAUGGACACACCUGGAGCCCUAUCUGUACUUCCUGCUCUCAGUGGUCUUUGUGGUUUUCUCCUUCCCUGUGGCUGACAAGUCCUGGAUCCCCUGCUCAGAACUUGCCACCAUUGCCUUCUUCUUCACCGUCACUGCUUUCCUCAGCCUUCAUGCCUCUGCUCAGCUCUUUGCUCGUAAAGCCCUCGCCACUGAGGUCCUCUCUGGGGCCUGCUCCCUCACUUACCUCCUGCCAGACUCCCUCUGGUUCCUCAAGAUCUUUGGGAAGACAUUCAUCACUGUGCCUCUUGGGGAAGUAGUGGUGUUAAACCUGGGCAUGCCAUGUCUCCUGUACAGCCACCUUUUCUAUCUGCUCUUCCGUAUGGCCCAACUGAGAGGCUUCAAGGGCACCUAUCUGUGCCUGGUGCCGUACCUGGUUUGUUUCACUUGGUGUGAGCUCUGUUUAGUGUUUCUUAAUAACGCCUCUGCAAUAGGACUCAUUCGUACCUGCGUUGGCUAUUUCCUCUUCCUGUUUGCCCUGCCUAUACUCUCACUUGGCCUGGCUGCGAUGCUCAUCGUCCAGUUGCUGCAGUGGUUCCUCGCUCUAGAAGUGCUCAAGAUGGUGGUCACACUUACUAUCUGUUUUGUGCCAGUAGUCCUGAGGCUGUGGACCCGCUUCAGUCUUAACCCCAUCGUGGUUUUCCGGUCAUUGUCCAGAAGUAGCAUUGUCAAGCUCAUCCUGGUAUGGCUCAGUGCAGUGCUGCUCUUCUGCUGGAUGUAUGUCUACAGGUCUGAAGGCAUGAAGGUGUAUAACUCUACCCUGACGUGGCCUGAGUACAGCAACCUCUGUGGCCCACAGGCCUGGAAAGAGUCUAACAUGGCCCAAACACAGAUUCUCUGUUCACAUCUCGAAGGUCAUCGUGUCACCUGGACUGGACGUUUCAAAUAUGUCCGUGUGACAGACAUUGAGAACGGGCCCCAUUCCGUUAUCAACCUGCUACCUGUAUUUAUGGGGAACUGGAUGCGCUGUCUCUAUGGUGAGCCAUAUCCUUUGUGUGAUGAGGUGAAGAACAUGACAGCGGAGCCUCAGCCCCUGCCUGCCUUGCCACCCCCUCCAAUAGAUCCCCUCUGUAAACUUAAAAAAUUAGCCAAGCACGAAUGCCACAUCAAACGCUUUGAUCGAUACAAAUUUGAAGUCACGAUGGGCAUGCCGCUGGAAAGAAAGACCAAGAACGGUACUAUCAUAGAGGAUGAAGAUGCGACUAAGGACAUUGUACUGCGGGCGAGCAACGAGUUCAAAUAUGUGCUUUUACACUUGAACACAGGAAGCCUGGUAGAGUUCAGCACUAUUCUGGAGGGACGUUUAGGCUCCAAGUGGCCUGUGUUUGAACUGAAAGCCAUUCAUUGCCUCUCAUGUGGCGACACCCUCGUGCUUAGCCGCAGACAGUAUAAGAUCGAACACGACUGGAGGCGCACGGCUCAGAACGCCCUUCAGUUUGGCUUUGACUUCUUCUUCAACCCCUUCCUGACAGCUCACCUAGAGCAACACAUUGAAACAGAGACUGAAACAGAGAUUGAGACACAGGUGGAAUGAUAGAGAGGGACAAGACAGACAGAAUCAAAAGCACACCUCUGAAGACAUGAAAUGUUGAUUUUAAGAUGUGUGAUAAUGAUCAUUGUACCUUCAGUUGAAGAACAUUAAUUGUACUCAACUGUUCUUAAUCAAACCUAAUAGUAAAAUUGGCAAGUUACUUGCCAGUACUGUUAGAUGGAGUACAGGUGUUUAGACAUGUCUGUCUUCUGUCCUGUGUUUGCAUUAUUAUAGCGUUUGAGCCAAAACGUGUGAGAAUACAUAAUAUAAUGAAAUUAAGUGUACUAAGGGGAGAAACAGAAGGUAAUAAGAUUUUUAGAUUAAGUUUACAGUUUAUUGCCUAACACUACAGGAAGAAACACACAAUCUAAACUUCCUCAGCUGUGGUCAGCUGUACGUCAAAAACAUUUCGUCACUUUUCACUUUUUCAUGAAGUUAUUUUGAUUUGGUCUGUGGUACAAACACUAUCUGUUGCAUCUGAUUUCAUGUAUAUUUGUCAGUAUCAUGACAUAUGUUGUGGCCAAAAAUCAUCAGUAUUUACAUUUUACAGUUUGCUUGUUGAACUGUUGACAACUCUUACUACAUUGUUGUGUGUGGCCCCUCAAAGAAGUAUGAAAGGAGAUGUUAGAUCAUUUGUUUUGCACAAAAAGUUGCAAAUGUGAAUUUGUAAGUGUCUUUAUUGCUGUUAAGCUUUAAUCAUUUAAUAUUAUACAGUAGAUGUCCAACAUGUCAUUUUUGAAGUGGUUGCUUUUGGAAAUGAUCUUAAGUGCCUUAUAGAACAUAGUCUAUAAAACAAACUCUAAUUUAGAAGAAAACAAACUAAAUCAUGUCUACAAUCUUUUACUUUUCAAAGCUCACCUGCAUCAGAGCCGAUAUUUAUUACAUAGCAUAUUACAUUAUCCAAGUUUAUCUCUG
Messenger RNA from Scomber japonicus (chub mackerel), 3950 nucleotides. Its product is annotated as wolframin-like. The record is from RefSeq and is a predicted model, not a curated record. Gene Ontology annotation, molecular function: protein binding. The coding region runs from base 129 to 3038 and encodes 969 amino acids. The transcript is spliced from 10 exons. Gene Ontology annotation, biological process: endoplasmic reticulum unfolded protein response; calcium ion homeostasis. Gene Ontology annotation, cellular component: endoplasmic reticulum membrane; endoplasmic reticulum. NCBI's taxonomy places the organism in Eukaryota, Metazoa, Chordata, Actinopteri, Scombriformes, Scombridae.